GUUCUUUGACCUUGCAUGGGUUCAUCUGGUUGUAAGGGAGGGAGUUCGAUGCCGAUGUUCGGGGACGAUUCGCUUGUAUUCUUACAACUACCCAGCACACAACAACGUAUGCAAUUGCUCUAAUCAAUUUUUACAGUAACUAUAUACUACUUUUUCCAAGAUAAGUAUAAAGUAUUUUAAUCAUAUUGAUCAAUAUCAUCCCUGACAAUUACAAUGACGACACUGAUGCUUCUGGUCGCAGUAGUUGUUUGCUGUUUUCUCUACUUGGGGCUGAUCCUCUGGAAGGCAAACACCUACUGGGAAGUGAGGGGUGUAAAGCACUUCAAGCCAUGGCCAUUAGUUGGCAAUCUGGCCAGGGCACUGAAAUUUAAUCGUCAUGUGUCAUUCUUUUAUGAUGAGAUAUACAAGGCAUUUCCAACUGAAAGAAUGGUGGGAAUGUACGAAUUCCUUACCCCGACAUUGAUCAUAAGGGAUCCAACAUUGGUGGAAAAUGUCCUCGUGAGGGAGUUUUCUACUUACCCUGAUCAUGGACCAUUGUUCUUCGAACCGAGUAGUAUCAGCUAUGAGAGCAUCUUUACAAUAACUGGCAUCAGGUGGAGAGCACUAAGGAAUAAACUGCUAACGUCUUUCUCGACUGGGAAAAUGAAAGCUAUAUUUCCUGACAUCGUCCGAUCCUGUCAAAGUGUCGUAGACAGUGAUCCGAAAAGGUUGCACAAAGAUAUGCUCCAUGAGUUCGCGGUGAAGAGUUUCUUGAACUCCAUGUUCGGAACUAACAUCCUACCGGAAGGCGAAGAGGAACUAAUGGCAAAAAGCAAAGAAGUAUUCCAAGGCAAGCCGCAGAGAAUCAUUCAGCAAAUAAUGCUAACAUUCUUUCCGAAACUAGGGGACUUCUUGAACAUGAAAUUCAUGCCAAAAACAUUAGACAACUACUUCAGAAACCUACUGAAUACACUUGUUGAGCAGAGAGCAUCGGCGAACAUUAAGAGAGACGACUACGCAAAAGUUCUAUGCGAUAUGAAUAAAAUGGGUAAAAUGGACGUAUACAAUAGGGAAAAUAAAAGAAUAGACGAAACCUUUGACGUAACUAAUGACUUAGUCCUUGCACAAGCAUUCAUGUUCUUCUUUGCUGGCUUGGACACUACUGUUCUCGUUAUGCUACAUACUGCACUUGAAUUAUCUCUGGCGAAAAGCUGUCAAGAAAAAGCUCGCCAAGAGGUCAGAAGUGUGCUGAAGAAAUACGGGGGAUAUUCUUGGGAAGCUGUGAGAGAUAUGAAGUAUUUAGAUCAAUGUAUACAAGAAACUUUAAGGAUGCAUCCAUCACUUCAAUUUAUCGUCAGAAUGAGUGACAAAGACACCGUAAUAGACGGAGUAAAAAUAAAAAAAAACACAAGAAUCAUCAUACCCUUGCAUUCAAUACAAAUGGACCCAAAUCAUUUUCCUAACCCUCAUAUUUUUGACCCAGAAAGAUUUAGCGUUCCGCUAAGUUCAAAGUUCACUCACCUGCCGUUUUCAGAAGGACCUCGUGUAUGUCUAGGAAAGAGAUUUGCAACAUUGGAGACUGCAACAAUCAUCGCACAUAUUCUUGAUAACUUUGAACUUCAUCCAAGUCCGGAAUUGAAGUUUCCACUGAAGUAUGAACCAAAUGCUUUAUUCCACUCACCUAUCUCCAAUGACGAAAUUUCUAUUAUUUUGAAGAGGAUAAUGUAAAAAAUCUAUUUUUAAAUUCAUUUCUUCACUUCAAGUUUCAUAUUGAUUUUUCAACAGUGUAAAUAAUAAAAUAAAAUAGGGAAAAGUGUUUAGAAAUUAAAUAUAUUAAGUAUUAUAACUGUACAAAUUAUAACUAUGAAACAAUAAACUAACUUUUAU
Nezara viridula (southern green stink bug) is the source of this 1866-nucleotide messenger RNA. NCBI's taxonomy places the organism in Eukaryota, Metazoa, Arthropoda, Insecta, Hemiptera, Pentatomidae. The record is from the annotation of a GenBank genome assembly.